UAUACACAUCCACCACCUCACUCCACUACACCAUAUAUCCACAACAUAACAUAACAAUACAUGGGUAUUUGCAGUUCAUGCGAGUCCACGUCAGUACUGACGGCAAAACUAAUAUCUCACGACGGCCGGUUACAAGAAUUCUCGUAUCCAGUUAAGGUGUCGUACGUUUUACAAAACAACCCCUCAACUUUUAUUUGUAACUCCGAUGAGAUGGAGUUUGACGACGUCUUGUCCGCCGUUAGCGCCGAUGAGGAGUUGCAGCUUGGCCAGCUGUACUUCGCGCUGCCAUUGAGUCAGCUCAGACACCCGCUUCAGCCGGAAGAAAUGGCGGCUCUGGCUGUCAAAGCCAGCUCUGCAUUGACCAGUUGCCGUCACAAAAACUUGACUUUUAACAAGAUUUCGGGUCGGGUUGCGGAUGCGGGUGGGUUUGAGAGGAGUGCGAGGAGAGGCGGUGGCGGUGGAAGGAGACGGAGUGUUACCGCAAUGUCGUUGAGUGUUAUUCCGGAGUAGUUUAGAAUAAGUUGGUGUAAAGUGGAGUAGGAGUAAAAGUAAAAGUUAAAAAAAAAAAUAUUUUUAACGGUGGCAUUGUUGUAAAUAUCGUAUGAAGUAAGGGUGAUUCUUUUAGUGAGAUCUAUGGAUUGCUUUAAUCACGGGCAGUUCACAUUCGGGAGUUUACUUUUUUUUUUCUUCCUCUCUUUCAUAAUCUUCAUUUUAUAUUUUUAUUCAAAUUUAAAAAAAAUUAUCCUGCAUUUAGUAGGUUCAAUGGAUGUGAAAUCAUGCAUGAUGAAUUAAGUACGUUGCGUGAAUCACAAGAAUUAA
Helianthus annuus (common sunflower) is the source of this 819-nucleotide messenger RNA. RefSeq lists its product as uncharacterized. The record is from RefSeq and is a predicted model, not a curated record. The coding region runs from base 61 to 510 and encodes 149 amino acids. Lineage: Eukaryota; Viridiplantae; Streptophyta; Magnoliopsida; Asterales; Asteraceae. The transcript has a single exon.